AUGGCAUAUCAAACGGACCGCGUGCCCAUCCUGUUCAAGACGUCCGAGCCCCGCCGCGGACGCCUCGCGCCACUGCUGGCCGUCGGCGUGCUGGCGGUGUUCGCCUUGGCCAUCUACGUGCCAUCAACAGUGUUCCGUACCACCACCGCCAACGUGACGUCCCUUCGUGCGCCACUGCCAAUCUUGACGCGCAAUCCCAUCAUUGGAAUCCACUCCCAUCGUGACGAAGAGCACGGCGACGACUUCAUCGUAGCAUCGUACUUGAAGUGGGUCGAGAGUGCCGGUGGUCGUGGCGUGCGCAUCCCGUACAACGCCACAAAGGAGGAACUAGACGUGCUGCUUAAGAGUGUGAACGGCGUGCUGUUCCCUGGAGGAUCGGGCGACCCGAACGCGGCCGCGGAGUACAUUUACAGCCAAGCGAUUGAGUUCAACAACAACGGCGACCACUUCCCCGUGUGGGGCACCUGCCUCGGCUUUGAAUGGCUCGUGGUGCUGCAGGCUGGCAACCACUCGAUCCUGGACCACGUCGAUGCCGACAACGUCAGCUCGACCCUGCAGUUUCACCACAACUUCCAGGGUGAAAGCCGUUUAUUUGGGUUCAGCCACCAUUUUGACGUGUUGGCCACCAAGCCCAUCACUGCCAACUUCCACUUCAACGGGAUCUUAAAGAGUCACUUUGACGCCACCGACAAGCUCACGUCGUUCUACAAUGUACUCGCCACGUCGGACGACCAACAAGGCCAAACGUACGUGGCGGCCUUCGAAGCGAAAGAUUAUCCGAUCUACGCCGUGCAAUUCCACCCGGAAAAGAACCCGUACGAGAUCGGCGAUGACAAGACGGGCGGCACCAUGAACCUCGUGGACCACAGUCAAGAGGCGAUUGUGAUUUCCCAGACGUUUGGGCACUUCUUCAUCGGUGAAGCGCGCCGCAACGGCCACGCGUUCGCCGACCCAGCCGCUGAGCGCGACGCGCUGCUGCUCAACCCGACGCUCUCGAGUCGAUCCUACCCGUACUUUGAGUCGACUUUGACGUUUCCCGUGAAUAAUUAA
Aphanomyces astaci is the source of this 1050-nucleotide messenger RNA. RefSeq lists its product as hypothetical. Gene Ontology annotation, cellular component: vacuole. Gene Ontology annotation, biological process: tetrahydrofolylpolyglutamate metabolic process. The record is from RefSeq and is a predicted model, not a curated record. The coding region runs from base 1 to 1050 and encodes 349 amino acids. Gene Ontology annotation, molecular function: gamma-glutamyl-peptidase activity. The transcript is spliced from 2 exons. NCBI's taxonomy places the organism in Eukaryota, Oomycota, Saprolegniomycetes, Saprolegniales, Verrucalvaceae.